Molecule: messenger RNA, 2396 nt
Organism: Chenopodium quinoa (quinoa)
Lineage: Eukaryota; Viridiplantae; Streptophyta; Magnoliopsida; Caryophyllales; Amaranthaceae
Exons: 6
Coding region: 496-2091 (531 amino acids)
Source: RefSeq, a predicted model, not a curated record
AAGUAAUGAAUGGUAUUUUUUUUUUUUAGGGGUAAGGGGUGGGCCCCACCUUAAUUUCCUAUCACAGGAAUAUCAAGGGGGUAUUACCCACAGGGGAGGGGGGAUAUGAGCCUCGAACCCGGGUCACUACCACGGGAAUGAAGCUUAGCUCCACUGAGCUAUAGGCUUCUUGCUCAAGUAAUGAAUGGUAUGUUUUGAAAUUCUUACACCCUUUAUUUAUUCAAUCAAGUGAAAUGAGAGGCACAAUUGCACAAAACCUUAUCCCAUAAAAAAAAGAAAAACCAAAAUAAAAAAUUGUCUGAAAUAUUACUGUAUCUAAAGAAAAGCACAAAAAAGAAAAAAAGAAAAGAAAAAGGGACCGGCUUGUUCCUAGAUUGUGCUCAGCUCAUUUCGUUGCAGUUUCAUUGUCAAUUUAAAUAAAUAAUGUAAAAAUUCUUUUAAUUUAGAUUAGUUUAGUUUCUCUCUCCUAAAAAUCAGCUCUCAUAGAAAAAAAAAAUGGGUUCAGGCAGCAGUAAUCUGGGUUCUCCUCCGGCAGCUGCAACUGGUAGACGCAGCAAAGUCAACCGUACCAAACAAAGGCUUGCUUCUCUCUUUUGCGGCGCUUCUUCUCCUUCUCCUCAGUGGGAAGAUUGUGCUGCCGGAUCUGUAUUAACUUCUAGGGAUUACAGUCAACAGAAAGCUAACAAGUCCUCAAUCCCCACAAAUGAUUCCAUUCCAACUUCUAGUGCGGGAACCGGGUUUAGCAGCAAUUCCAGUCCUAGAUCUGGACUAAUAGCCUCAUCAGAGAGCAGUACUCUAAGUAGUGAGUGCACCUUGAUUCAUGAUGAUUCAAAUGUAGAAUCAUCUAAUAAGCGGAAGUGCUUUUCAGAAGGUGAUGAAGUUGUUCCUUGUGAUGUAAAUGCUGAUAGCAAAUGUCAUCAACAGCGAUUGAUUGAUUCUGUAAAGUCCUCUUCUGCAGGACACCUACAACACAUAAGUAUUAGUCCCAACAGGCAUGCAACCAGUGAGAUUGAUGAAUUUAUCAACGAUGCACCUCAGACUAGUUAUGAGGUCUUGUCUCCUAGUUUGCAGCACGUGGAGCUUGAACAGCCCACCAUUUUUGAGGAUGUUAGUGAGGUUAUUGGAAGCCAAAGUACUGAAUCUGGUCCAUUUCCAGUUAUUUCUGACCCUGGCAUAGCUUCUCAUGCUCGUGGAGAUGAAGUCAUUCAAGAGGUGAUACCCUCAGGAUUAGAGCUUUUUGUGUCAGAUAGGGCUGAAGUUCAACCAGAAGGAAAUGUGCUUCAUGUUGAUGUGGUGAGUAUCUCCUCAUCUUAUCAUUUGCCCAACAUCAACAACGAAAUAAGCACCCGUGAAGCAAGAAGACACAGCAGGAGGAUGUUUAGGGAUGCCUUUACAAGUCGCAGUUCAAGAAGAAAUGCUGAUUUUCCAGCCAUACUUUUCACAACUGAGGAUUCUGAUCUAGCAGGAUCUCAUCGCAGAUGGCUUCUUGAUAUUGGUGAUGACUUUUUUGAUGAUGGUGUUGGUGCUGAGCCUUGGCGCUUUGGUCGGAGAAGUCGCUUUACAAAUGAUCGUAGACGGAACUCAAGAUCUGAGUUUUGGGAUAGAUUGCGAGGUACUGCUACAGAGAGUAGUCAUCGUACAUUUUGUCCGCUUGAUUUGCAUUCUGACGGUUCAUGCACGUGUGAGUUGGAUGAAGAGGCUAAUGCACUCUCAAGUAUAUCUAGAAUUAUCCUGCUUGCUGAGGCUUUAUUUGAGGUUUUGGAUGAAAUCCACCGCCAGCCAGAGUCAUUUUCCCUGUCUAUGCUUUCAGUCCCUGCUCCUGAAUCGGUUGUGGACUCACUUCCGAUUAAAACGUUUGAAAAACCUAUUACAGCUGAUCACGGAGAUGAUGUAGAUCAGUGCUAUAUCUGUUUGGUGGAGUAUGAGAAAGGUGAUAAAAUACGAGUUCUUCCCUGUCACCAUGCAUAUCACAUGUCGUGUGUUGAUAAAUGGCUGAAAGAGAUUCAUGGGGUAUGUCCACUCUGCCGUGGAGAUGUUCGAGGAGGGGCUACAGAGGUUGCUGCAUCCAGCUCAAAUGAAGAUCUCUCAUAAAUUCUUGUAUAAAGAACUGCUUAAUUACUUGAAGCUAUUAUAGACAAAAUCUUUCAUACCAAAUUUUGGUUAUACCUAAAUCAAAUGUUAGUCUGACUAUAUACCAUCGACGAAUUUAUCACUCACAUUUUCAUGUAAAUAUAAGCAAAUGUACACAAUUUAAUUUUCUGUUUUUAUCAAUAAUGUUGGUUGUUUAAAAGUGAAGUCCGAUGUAAACAAAUAUCUUCCUUUGCAGUCAUGUAAUGUGUACAUCAAAAGCCAUAAUGGUUCUGCUGUUUAAUUUCACUUUGAUUCGUUAUCGUAUA